Symbiodinium sp. CCMP2456 is the source of this 402-nucleotide messenger RNA. The record is from the annotation of a GenBank genome assembly. Lineage: Eukaryota; Dinophyceae; Suessiales; Symbiodiniaceae.
AUGGGAAAGCGCCGCUGCCGCCCGCCCUGGGCCAAAGAGAGCAGCAGGGGGGCAUUGCCUGGCGAGUGCCUGGACCAGACCAGUGCAGAUGGCCGCUUCCCCACAGGCACGACGGUGCAAAAAGAGCAGUUCGUCCACGUCCCGCAAAUCGAGACGGCAGCCGCUGGAUUUUUCAAGGGAUCGGCAUUGCGUCAGCAGAAGGACCAGGUGCCAUUCUCGCUCUUCGAGUGGGCCGAUCCUCAAAAACAGAAACAGGAGGCGCCGACAAUCCUCCGACCGAUCUGCACCCGGCGACCGGCCUCUUCAGCUGCAAGGCCGCCGACCUGCGCCCUCAAUGCAGCAGGAGCACCGCCCCCCCGUCCACAGCCCGGAGCUCCUUCAAAGCUGCAGGAUCCGAGGUGA